AUGGAUCAAUUGCCGGACGAGGCGCCUGCUGGGCAGUCCUUUGAAGCGUCCUCCUUUGAAGCAUCUCACGAUACCGCCCUCUGUCUGAUCCCUCCGCCCCAGCUCUGGGAUCCCAUCAACACGCUGCGCUCACUCAAUGACGAGAAAUUCACCAAAUGGCCGCCUCAUGUCACUCUCGUCUAUCCAUUUGUCACGCCAGAAGCUCUCCCUGAAGUGAUCGAAGCGCUUUGCCGCUCCCAUCUGGAACCCCAGGACGACGACAUCUCCAUCAACCUCGAAGAGCCUGGAGUCUUCUCACACCGUCGACGUAGCAAAACAGUCUUUAUCCGGCCGAGACCUGGGCCAAACGUCGACCGCCUGUCAGACUUGAGAGACCGAAUUCUCCGUUUCCUGGAAUGGCCCAAAGGCAGAGACUAUCAGCCUCAUAUGACGCUCGCCCAAAGCGAGGACGAUACGACAUCAUGGCACCAGUUUCUCAUGGAAAAGGCACGGCUCUUGACGCCCGUGACAUGGCGCAAUCACCAGCUCGCAAUCAUGAUGCGUGAUCCGACAUCAAAGGGUCAAUCCGGAGCCUCCCGGCCGAUGCGAGUCUGGGGUUAUAUCGAUCUGGCAUCUCGGUCUCUUGUGCGUGACUCUGCAGCCUUGGCCGCAAUUCCUGGACUACCAGUGGAUGCUUCUCUGCCACGACACCAAGCUACCUUCCGCUACAACAAAGACCAAGAGCUGUGGGAACCCCUGGGAGGUCCGAUCACUAACACAGUUGCUGGGCCGACCUCUCUCACACAUCUUGUCAUCGCGUCGUAUAAUGUCAUGGCCGAGUUUGACUGGCCUCCGAGUUCUUCUCGCUAUCCCGCGCUGGUCGGCAACAUCCUGUCCGAACGUGCCUCAGCUGAUAUUCUUGUCCUCCAAGAAGUCACAGACCAUUUCCUCGGCUUCUUGCUGGACGACCAAGACAUCCGCUCACGCUACCCUUACGCUACCCAUGGACCACCUCAUCAGCAUGGCCUUGGGCCUCUGCCAAGUCAUUCCAAUGUUGUGGUGCUCAGCAAGCUUCCCUUCCAGUGGGAGUACCUUGCGGGUGUCAAGAAACACAAGGGCUUUGGAAUCCUCCAAUUUCCCACGGUCAGGUUUGGCGAAGCUUCAGAUGCUCCCUCACUGCCCUUGGUAUUAGCAGCUUGUCACCUUAGCAAAGGGCUAACAGACGCUGCUCUUGCCACCAAACGAGACGAGAUAAAGAGAGUUGCUCAGCACUUGGAAUCAUCAUUCCCUCGGCAUCCCUGGGUAAUCGCUGGCGAUUUUAACUUGGCCUCGUCCUCGCAUACCAUUGAUACAGCCCUGGAAAGGGGCGAUGUCACCGACAAGGGUCUUGAGCUUCUUCGAGAGAUCGAAGCGACAGUGUCGAGAGCCGGAAUGCAAGACGCAUGGCUGGCCUCUCGAGUUGGUCCCGGAGAAUCCUCAAGCUCCAGCACAAAAGGAAACCAUGAGUACUUUCUGGAGCUUUAUGAGGGUGAGCAAGGAGCAACCUUUGAUCCGUUGUCCAACCCUCUUGCUGCAGCUUCGAGUGGUGUUGAUGGCGCUCGCCCGCAAAGAUAUGACAGGAUACUGGUCACAAAGGAUGCUCCCUUUCAGCCCCGCGGAUUCAACAUGUUUGGUCAGGUCCUGGACUCCAAAGGAGACGACUCUCAGGCCCCUGCUAGUGACCACUGGGGCAUCCGCUGUCUUCUCGUGGCAUCAACUCAAAACUCAAGCGUGAUAGGACCGUCAAAUUCCAAGUUGCAAGAAAUUAGUCUGCAUAAGGCUGGCGUCACGCUGGGUAGCUUCGAGGAGCUGAAAGGCUGCUUGGUAUCCAGUGGUCAAUUCCCUGCUUCUUCCGACGCCGAACUGAGAAACGAGGCAAUAUCUCUCCUGAAAACAACCCUACUGGAUAGCGAUGCUGAAAGUGCUGGAAACAGCACGCGCUCACAGGUGCAGCUUGUCGUCAUCCCCGUGGGAUCCUUUGGCCUCGGCGUGUGGACCAGCUCGUCGGAUGUAGACUGUCUCUGCGUGGGAAACAUCAGUUCCCGGACCUUUUUCGCCUUGGCCAUACAGAAGCUGAGGAAAGCUUCGGCAAAUGGCAUCAAGAUCUUACGCCGUGUGAAGGCAAAUUCCGGAACAAUGCUCGAAUUGGAGAUUCGCGGCAUCAAGUUUGAUCUCCAGUACUGCUCUGCCGCAGCAAUAGCUCAGGGAUACCCUGAGGUUUUCAAACGGCCCUCAUCAGAUCCCAUCUUCGCUUUGCCUCUCCAAUCACUGGCCAAACUCAAGCCAGCCCGGGACCUCUUUUACCUCCGGAGGUCCAUUCCAGACAUGACCAAAUACCGCGUGGCACACCUUGUCAUCAAGGCCUGGGCGAAAUCAAGAGGUCUGUAUGCGGCAAAGUUUGGCUUACUGGGAGGCAUCCAUAUCACUUCCAUGCUGGUGCCCGUCUGCAAGGCACUGGCAAACGAGCCCGAGGCAGCUUCCACCGCCGAUGUCCUCACCUCCUUCUUCCACCACUACUCGACUUUCGACUGGGCUACAGGAGUGGUGUACGAUCCAUUCUACCAUACUGAGUUGCGAUACCACCGCACAUUCAGGGAGCCCCUUUGCCUUCUUGGCUGGCACGGACCGUCCCUCAACACAGCGUCCAGUGCCUCCAUCUCCACCGUCAAUGCCCUGGCUUCCGAGUUUACCAGAGCAGCAACCCUCCUUUCCCAAGAAGGCAUGACGUGGAGCAAGUUUCUCGGCGUGGAACAGUCUGAAUCACCGUCUAGUCUGCUUGAGAAAGGGGCUGCUGAUUUCCUCGAUUCAUAUCGGACCUACAUCAAGAUAAGUGCCCGCUACUGGGGAUCAUCCCAGCAAAAGGGCAGAAAAUAUCUGGGCUGGCUGGAAUCGAGGCUCAUCUCCAUCCUUGUCGACAUAAGCCGAAAGUCUCCAGGCAUUGUACCACGCAUCUGGCCUGCCCGAUUCACAGACGAAGAACAGUCAUCCAGCAACACCGACGCCGAAAAUCCGGAGCUUACUGCGUGUUACUUGAUAGGCCUCAAAAAGGACGACGCCGCUGCCAACAAAUCCGCGACGAGUCUGACCACCGCAGAGGGCGCCAUCCAAGGCAUCCUCCAGGAGUUUGAAUCUCGGAUCCAGAAGAGUGACAAGUACUUCGAUCCCGAGCACUGCUGGAUGAGCGCCUCCAUUGCGCGCCGAUCGAGCCUCGGUCCCGUGCAGCUUGCCCCCGAGCAGCUCUACGAUUACGAUGCCGCCGAUACCGAUAUCGACUCAGACGAUGAGGAUGACGCGGAGGAACUCGAACAGAACGAGGCAGUGGGCGAUCCUCUCGCCUCCAACAAAGAUGCCGCUCGAGUGUCAAAGUUGGCCACCACCUCCCAUGUCAAACCGCCCGGAGCAGGCAAACUCCGCACCGCAGUCGACGCCCUGAACCGCAUCCGCUGGGACCCCGGCAUGGACUCGGCCGACUACGUCGUGGGCUAUGAAGACCGGUUCCUCGGAGCCCAGGAGAAGGCGCUGGAUAGCUGGCGCACCGAGCAGACGGACGAGGAGUUUAUUCCGCAGCAUCGAAUCUUGUACUUCAAGCGCAAGAGUGAUGGGGUCAUUGUUUGGGAUAGGAGGUCACGAGUAGAUGCGAUAUUUGGGAGUGGAUAAACGGGAUCCCCUUUGGGUUGAAGUAGGUAGCUUAUUAGGUUGAUUA
Molecule: messenger RNA, 3721 nt
Organism: Trichoderma reesei QM6a
Lineage: Eukaryota; Fungi; Ascomycota; Sordariomycetes; Hypocreales; Hypocreaceae
Exons: 3
Coding region: 1-3675 (1224 amino acids)
Cellular component (GO): nucleus
Molecular function (GO): poly(A) RNA polymerase activity; RNA binding
Source: RefSeq, a predicted model, not a curated record